This is a messenger RNA of Aspergillus calidoustus, 945 nucleotides long. Lineage: Eukaryota; Fungi; Ascomycota; Eurotiomycetes; Eurotiales; Aspergillaceae. The record is from the annotation of a GenBank genome assembly.
AUGACUAGCGCCGCCCGUCAGCGUCUCCAAGCGCUUAGCCAGCAGCUGGUCGAGGGGAUCCCCGACGCCGGCACCUUUGAGGAUAUUCCCAAGAUCCGCCAGGUUGCGGGGGACUCGGUUGGACCUCGUGUGAAGGAUAAGGUCGCCAUUAUCACCGGCGCAAACUCCCCUCUAGGAAUCGGCCGCGCAACAGCCCACCAAUACGCCCACAAUGGCGCACGAGCAAUCUACCUCUGCGACUUCGACACCAGCCACCUAGAAACACACAAGCGCGAGCUCAACACAUUGUAUCCCUCUGUCGAGAUCCACACCCGCUCCUUCGACGCCGCCGACGAAGCGGCCGUGAAAUCCGUCGUCGACGACGCAAUAACCACAUAUAACCGCCUCGACAUCUUCUUCGCGAACGCCGGCAUCGUCGGACAGCCCAAGGUCUUCACGGAAGUCUCCGGUGAAGAAUUUGCGGAAACGCUACGGGUAAAUACAGUCGGAGUCUUUUUAGCCGCGAAAUACGCCGCGAUUGCGAUGAAUAAAACCUCAAAGGAGAAACCAUACCCAUCCGGCAGCAUCAUCGGAACAGCCUCCGUCGCGGGACUGCGCUCAAACGCAGGCUCAACGGACUACAGUGCGAGCAAAGCGGGCGUGGUCUCCAUCGCGCAAACCGUCGCGUUCCAGCUGGCGGGCACGGGGAUAAGGAUUAAUGCGAUUUGUCCGGGGGUCAUUGAGACGGGGAUGACGGCUCCGAUGUAUAGUGCUGCGAGGGCGCGGGGCACGGAGAGGAAGAUUGGGCAGUUGAAUCCGUUGCAGCGGGGCGCUGUCUCGGAUGAGGUUGCGCGUGUCGCGCUAUUUUUGGGGAGUGACGAGAGUAGUUAUGUUAAUGGGCAGGCGUGGGCGGUUUGCGGGGGGUUGAGUGCGGGGCAUCCGUUUGUUCCUGGGAAACUUGCCUAG